This is a messenger RNA of Pomacea canaliculata, 3284 nucleotides long. RefSeq names its product natural resistance-associated macrophage protein 2-like. The record is from RefSeq and is a predicted model, not a curated record. Gene Ontology annotation, molecular function: iron ion transmembrane transporter activity; cadmium ion transmembrane transporter activity; manganese ion transmembrane transporter activity. The coding region runs from base 459 to 2204 and encodes 581 amino acids. Gene Ontology annotation, biological process: metal ion transport; response to manganese ion; manganese ion homeostasis. Lineage: Eukaryota; Metazoa; Mollusca; Gastropoda; Architaenioglossa; Ampullariidae. Gene Ontology annotation, cellular component: apical plasma membrane. The transcript has 14 exons.
ACAUGACAGCUUCAAAAUGCCCUUUACGAAAAAAAAACAACAAACAUGUAUCUUGGAAAAAUUUCGUACCGGCGCGGACGCAAGUUCGUACACAAAAGCAAAGGGGUGAAUAGCAAGGGCAGAUAAGUGAGUUUUUAGGUCCGGGUUGCCCACACCAGUGAAAAACAAAAGUCGGCGAGUGAACUGACGCCCGUUUGCUUCAGCGGCGACAGGAGCUGUCGUCAUUCGACGAAGGAACAUCAUCCUUUGCUGGCUUCGGGGAACAGAGGAGCAAGCGGUGUGGAAAUUGUCGGCGGCCAUUGGCAGUUGCGGAUGCUUGUCCUGUCUUAAUUUAAUUAAUACUCAAGAUCUGUUUGUGGUCUGCGGAAUCGGAAAUAAGUUCAUUCUGCACAAGGUGUCGAUUCAGGAAGGAACCGUCCCAAAGUUCCAAGAGAGAGAUUUGAACCCUUGCAGCCAAGAUGUCCUUGGACCGGAAGUCAGACGUCAGGAAUGGAACAUGCGUGCUUCUGAUGUCAGUCAAGAAUCUUAAAGAUGAAGGCGUGGGCAAAAGUCUGACCGACUUCACUACCAAGCAGAAUGGGGAGGGGCCGCAUCCUCGUCAGGAGGAGAAGAGUUCGCACAAGAAAGGAAAAGGGAAGACCGAUGUGGCGUCCACCUACUUCAACGAGAAGAUCGACAUCCCACAGAACACCAGUAAAAUAUUCAGUCUACGGAAGCUCUGGGCCUUCUCAGGUCCCGGCUUUCUCAUGAGCAUCGCCUACCUUGACCCCGGCAACAUUGAGUCUGACCUCAGGUCUGGGUCGUUAGCACAGUUCAAGUUGCUAUGGGUACUACUUACUGCAACCGUACUGGGCCUGCUGAUGCAGCGGCUUUCCGCAAGACUGGGCGUGGUGACGGGGCGCCACCUGGCGGAGGUGUGUUAUCACCAGUAUCCUCGCUUUCCACGCGUGUUGCUGUGGAUCAUGGUGGAGAUCGCCAUCAUUGGCUCCGAUAUACAAGAAGUCAUCGGCACCUCCAUCGCCUUCUACCUCCUCUCCGACGGCAAGAUCCCGCUGUACGGAGGGGCGCUCAUCACCAUCGCAGACACCUUCACUUUCCUCCUGCUGGACAAAUACGGGCUGCGCAAGCUGGAGGCCUUCUUCUGUACCCUCAUCACCAUCAUGGCUAUCACCUUCGGCUACGAGUACAUAGUGGUGGCACCAAACCAAAGGGACGUUGUCAAAGGCCUGUUCUAUCCGAAUUGUGAAGGCUGCGGAGCAUCCCAGCUUUUACAGGGCGUGGGCAUCGUGGGGGCCAUCAUCAUGCCCCACAACAUUUACCUCCAUUCCGCUCUGGUUAAGUCUCGCCAGGUAGACCGGCGGAACAAAGAAGAAGUGCAUGAAGCCAACAAAUAUUUUUUCAUCGAGGCGGGCAUCGCUCUCUUCAUCUCAUUUCUCAUCAACGUCUUUGUGGUGUCCGUGUUCGCCGAGGGUUUCUAUGGACGCACGGCGGUGGAAGUGUAUAACAACUGUCUGGCGCAGAGCAACCCGCAUGCUGACGUCUUCAAUACAACAGAUCUAGAUGUGGACAUUUACAGAGGGGGAGUGUUCCUGGGAUGCCAGUUCGGACUUCCAGCUAUGUACGUAUGGGCCGUAGGUAUUCUGGCUGCCGGUCAGAGCUCGACCAUGACAGGCACAUACACUGGACAGUUCGUCAUGGAGGGCUUCCUCAAUCUCCGGUGGAAGAGAUGGCAGCGCGUGCUGUUGACACGCUCCAUUGCUAUCGCCCCCACAAUCUCACUGGCCGUCUUUCAGGGCAUCAACGACCUGACGACCAUGAACGAUCUUCUCAAUGUCGUCAUGAGUCUGCAGCUGCCCUUCGCCCUCAUCCCCAUCUUAACCUUCACCUCGGCGCCGGAGGUCAUGGCCGACUACCGAAACGGACGGAUAAUGAAGACAAUAAUCAGCAUCCUGGCUGUAACUGUCAUUGCCAUCAACAUGUACUUCGUAGCUGUCUACAUACAGGAGGUGCCUUCUCUUUGGUACAUCUACUUCAUCGUAGCCAUUGUCAUUGCACUCUACUUCACCUUCAUCAUCUACCUGGCAUUAUUUUGUCUGCAUGCCAUGGGCGUCAAAGUAUUUGAAAGACUUCCAAUGUGUAAGAAAACACUGGAGAUAAAACACAUGCUUGAUGAGAAUGACCUGGAGCCAAGAGAAGGGAACUAACUACUGAAUAUGAAGCAUGUUGUAAAGGACAAAACCAGAGGGGAAAUUGUCAGAAACCCAUGUUUAAAGACGUAUGCCCUAGGCAAAGCAACCCCGCACAUAACCAUGAAACACAGAAGUGCACUUCAGGGAACCUGCCACCUUGUGAAAUGGGAGUUACUGAGAUUAGGAGAUUAAGCAAUAGCUAAAAAAAAAAAAAGCCAAAAAAAACUCCAAAAAUAUAUUGACAAGCUAGUGGCAGUUUCUAACUCCUGCAUAUCAGAUGUUUGCUUUGUUGUCAACUGGCACAUCAACCAUGACUGUGACCACUGACCUUUUUAUUUCUGUGCCGGUCAAUGCUUUUUGUAGUUGUGAUGGUCUGCAUCUUACAGUGUUGUAUGACAUGUUGUAUAUCUCUACCUAUCUUAUCUCAUUUUUCUAUGUUGUCAUGUUUUCCAAACAUCCCGUAAGUUCUGCUGCUGUGAUCUUCUCUGUUUAACUCACCAACACAUCCAACCAUUUCAAUUUUUUUACAUGUUCAUUGUGUACUUGUAUCUCAAUUGAUAGCACAUUUUCUCCACUGUCAUUGUCAUGCAUCGUUUGAAUGCAUGCAUUAGUGCAGUGCGCACAUGCAGAAGUUUAGAAGGUAUUAUUUCAUUGUCUUUUUCUCUCCACAGAUGCAAUGUUCUGUUCAAUAUUUGAAGCAGAAUAAAUAAAGUGAUAUUUGAAAACAAAAAUUUGUUUAAGGGAGAGAGUACUGUUUUCAGCCAGAAAGGCAGAGAACAAAGUUAGCUUGACCCCAAUAAAUUGCAAAAUAAUUAGGUAAUAAUGAAAAAAAAAGCAAACGAAAACUAUCCUUUGUCAAAAUUAAGAAAUUUUAAGUUUAUAAGUCAAUGCAGCAUAAAGACCCAAUGCAGAAACUUAUGAUAUUCAAAUAACAAGCCAACACAUUUUCUUGCUUCUUGUUUUAAAAAGUGUAAUGUGCUAGAAAACUCUUAUAUACAGGGCAGAUAAUUUCUACAAAUGAAGAGCCUGUUGACUGUACAUGUCAUCAAACAUUCAACCACUUGUGGCUGUGCAAAAAAUAAAAAAAGAGAACAA